UUUACAACAAUAUCAUAUUAUUGUAAAUUAAUAUUAGUGUAUUUCUCUAAAUCUUCCCUAAUUAUAAUAUAAUUACAAUAGAAAUUUAGGUUUUCUAGAUGAUUUUGCGAAGGUGGGAUCCUGGUAUUGGCAAAGAUGAAUGCGAUGGAGGGGACAAGGCUUAUUACGACAAUCACGGUGAAAGGCACCGGAGAUUGUCUCCAGAUCAUGGUGAAAGGCACCGGAGAUUGGAUCUAGAUAUUGUGGGCACGGGAGAAGGGAUUCUCGGGAAUUUAAGGAAACUAAGGAUUAUGGAUGAUUGGGGCCUGAUUUCGAUCAUCAUUACGAAAUCGCAGAUCUCUGAAGAGUCUGGUUUUGUGGUUGUACUCUUAUGGUUCUUGACGUGGGAAUUGAUGACGGCUCCUGGUGUUGGACCUAGGCACAUUAUGGUUUCUAUUUGGUUACUUCUAGUGGUGUUGGAUCAUGGUUAUAGGUGGAGAAGGAGCGCUCUGCAUCAGAAGGAGCAAACGGGGUGCGGAUUGGCUCUAUCGAGUAUAUACAUCCGACGGCGUACGUGGUUUUCUUUGGUACUGUGGUUGCAGUGGCUGCUUUUGGUCUUUAUUUGGUGGAAGGCGGGAAAGAUCAGGUCAUAUUUUGGCGUUGUGAUUAUAGAUUUUGUUGUUCGAAGUUAUACACAAAUGUGGUAUGUAUAUAUGCUGGCUCUAAGUGUAUUAUUAGGCAAUUGGAGACAAUUAAACGAUUUUCUCGUUGGUAAUAAUUUGGAAUCUGGGAUGUGGUACUGGCUAAUAGAAAUGAAACUUGAAGUUUAUACAUAA
Brassica oleracea var. oleracea is the source of this 815-nucleotide messenger RNA. RefSeq lists its product as uncharacterized. The transcript has 3 exons. The record is from RefSeq and is a predicted model, not a curated record. Lineage: Eukaryota; Viridiplantae; Streptophyta; Magnoliopsida; Brassicales; Brassicaceae. The coding region runs from base 99 to 815 and encodes 238 amino acids.